UGGAAAAGAAUUCGUUUUAGUAUUUAGGUUAAUGCAACAAGAAACAUUGUGAAUGUGGUACAUUAAAUAAAUAUAUUUUUUUUUUUAUAAAAUAAAAUGGAUGGAAUGGAUAUCAAUAAAAAAGAACUGGAUGCACAGGAAUAUAAUCCGUUUGAACAUCGGAGAGUUAAGAAACCAAAUUCUGACAUCAGAUCAUUAGCUAACUUGCUUAAAGGUUCACUAGGUUCUGGCAUUUUGGCAAUACCAUUGGCAUUUGCCAAUGCAGGAUGGGGAGUCGGCAUCGUCGGGACUGUCAUAAUUGCCUUCAUUUGCGGACACUGCGUUCAUAUAUUUGUCAAUGUAUCCAGGAUGUGCUGUAAGGCAGUUCGAAAGCCUUUGCUAACUUAUGCGGAAACGUGUGAAGUAGCAUUUGCUAUUGGACCAAAAAGGCUCAGGCCCUUAUCAAAAGCUGCAGGUAUAUUUGCCGAAUUUUCCCUGAUCCUUACUUACGUAGGAGUAUGCUGCAUUUCCACUGUACUAAUUGCUGGAUCUGUUAAACAGUUGCUGGAUCGCUAUGUACCUGGAUACAUUUUGCCCGUGGAAUACUACUGCCUCAUUCUAGUUGUACCGCUUUGUCUUAUGGUACAGAUUAGAUAUUUAAAAUGGCUGGCGCCCAUAUCUCUGACAGCCAACAUUUUGCUGGUUGCAACAUUCGCAAUUUGCGUUUACUACAUAUUCAAAGAUGAGAUCACUAUAUCUGAUAAGUUAAUCGUGGGGUAUCCAGCUAGAUUUCCCGCAUUUCUUUCCACAGUAAUAUUCGCAAUGGAAGGAAUCGGUAUAGUAAUGCCCGUAGAGAACGACAUGAAGAGACCGGAGCACUUCCUGGGCUGUCCCGGCGUGAUGGUGGUGGCUAUGACCCUUAUCAUGCUGCUGUACUGCAUCCUGGGACUGUUCGGGUACUUCCGAUAUGGCGACGCUUUGAGGGGAACUAUAACUUUGAAUCUCCCUUUGGAUGAUUGGCCAGCAAUAUGUGCAAAAGCUUUUAUAGCUGUAUCAGUAUUUUGCACGUACCCUCUGCAUUUUUACGUGGUGGUCGACGUUUUAUCCAAGUAUUUAAGAUCGUAUAUAAAUAAGCAACACAUGAAUAUGGCGCAAAUAAUUAUGAGAAUAGCCAUUGUCUGGCUUUGUGGUGGGAUAGGCAUAGCACUCCCGAUACUAGAGCAAAUCAUAAACAUUGUUGGAGCUCUCUUCUACUCCAUCCUCGGCCUCAUCAUCCCAGGCGUCGUGGAAACUGUCUGCAGAUGGGAAAACCUCGGCAAAUUCAACUGGAUCUUAUGGAAGAAUAUCCUGCUUGUCCUCUUUGGCUUUUGUUGUUUAAUAUCCGGGCUGACUGUCACAAUAUCUGAUAUCAUUACUAACCUUGAUCAAGAAACUGAAUAAAAAUAUAAU
Bicyclus anynana (squinting bush brown) is the source of this 1428-nucleotide messenger RNA. RefSeq names its product proton-coupled amino acid transporter-like protein pathetic. Gene Ontology annotation, biological process: amino acid transmembrane transport. The record is from RefSeq and is a predicted model, not a curated record. Gene Ontology annotation, molecular function: amino acid transmembrane transporter activity. The transcript has 8 exons. NCBI's taxonomy places the organism in Eukaryota, Metazoa, Arthropoda, Insecta, Lepidoptera, Nymphalidae. Bases 97 to 1419 code for a protein of 440 amino acids. Gene Ontology annotation, cellular component: vacuolar membrane.